Molecule: messenger RNA, 3256 nt
Organism: Strongylocentrotus purpuratus (purple sea urchin)
Lineage: Eukaryota; Metazoa; Echinodermata; Echinoidea; Camarodonta; Strongylocentrotidae
Gene: gpr61
Product: histamine H2 receptor-like
Exons: 1
Coding region: 1414-2703 (429 amino acids)
Biological process (GO): G protein-coupled receptor signaling pathway
Cellular component (GO): plasma membrane; signaling receptor complex; endosome
Molecular function (GO): G protein-coupled receptor activity
Source: RefSeq, a predicted model, not a curated record
UCUCAGAUUGAAGCUUGUACGUUUUAAUAAGGAAGGAUUUGGGAGAUGUUUUAUUAUACCAGCUCGCAAACAUUUUGAAGAAGGGAGAGAUUAAAAAGAAUGUGCACAUGCAUGCAUCUUUUUCCUGAUAUCGUGUUAUUGUCAAGAGAAGGAAACUUAUCACAGGAGCAUCAUUUGCAUGGAGCUGAGGUCUUUAAACUAGAAACACAACACUCUACGGAAAUCGCAGUUGUAUUGAUUAUUUAAUGGCAUACGGGAGAGUGUUCUCAAUCAUUUACUUCUCGAUACGCAUUUCUUUCUUCUUUACUUCCAACUUUCAUCUCGAAAAAGGAGAGCGUACAUGAGAAGCUUGGGUCGAGGCAUCCCUAUACUUGGCGCUUUGCCUGUGUUUCAUUUUCAUCUUCUACGGAGAAUUAUUGAUUGGGGUCGAGAAAGUGCGCAACGUUUAUCACCAAAAUAAGGUCCUUCGUCGACUGCAUACAUCAGGCGGGGGAAGAACAAAGUGUUCUGAUUUCUCAUCAGGUUCUCCAAAUUGGCAUCUUCAAACUGGCAUUCUGGAGUACCUUUAUUUACUUUUUCGCAAAUCGAAAACAAAAGCAAGAGAAGAGAACAGACUCGAGAAGUUGUGACUGCGUUCGAGUGAUCGCUUGACUAUUCCUAUCGCCGUUUAAAUGCGUCAUUCACGCUGAGCGUUUCUGAAUUUGGUCAGUAGAUUUUAGCCAAUGGUGUAGCGAAUUUGCUUUUGAUUGCACUGUUUAAAACAUUUUGCGUCAAGACUUUGUCCAGCUUUAUACAAAAGAACAAAAUAUGCAGAGUACAACCUUCGUGUACAUGUUAUAGGUUAUUUUAUGUAUAUUAUAUGGAUUAAUAUAUUGUAUUGUCCGCCCAUACUACUAAUAGUUUAAUGUCACGACUAUAUUGGCAUCGAGACUGCAAGAAGAUUUAGGUAUCGUCUUUCUUUUGAUUAGCCACCUGAAACGCGAGCUCCAUGUAAUUCUGAUGAAUCUUGCUGGACAACUUGAUUCGCUCUUUUGAUCUUCAGAUUCGCUGUCCAGUGAUGUGCACCGCAAUCUUAAUUCAGAAUGCUCUUCAAGAAUGGACUUGAUUAGAGUCGGGAUUAACUUCUUUCCGCACCGUAUCCUUACUGUCUCUCAUCGCGGCGGUCAUAUCGACGCAGGUAAUCGCACUUUCGUGCCGUAAACAUAAAUUGACAACAAGUAUUGUACCAUUUGAAAAUCGUACAAGCCUCUUUCAUUAUUUUGAGAAACUUUGUAUCAUCUUUAUCAUAACAUAAUGAUAUGACAGAUAAAUGUGGACCUCUUGAAACGAAAACGGUGAGUGCGAAUCUUUGGUAGCUGCAUGGUGUAGUGUUGGGUUUAUUUACAAGGCAGGAUAAAUCUUAAGCAGGACAAAAUGGCGCCUAACAUUACCGAUUCUGAACCGGGUUCGUCCCCCUCUGUAGCAUUAAUUUUUGAACUAUUGAUCAUGAGCAUUAUCAACCUAGCUGCACUCAUCGCUAAUGCGACGGUCCUGGCGAUAUUGGUAAAGACACCAGCCCUUCACACCCUCACACAUCUCUUUGUGGGUAACCUCUGCACCCUGGAUCUCCUCUGUUCGAUCACCGUCAUCCCAUUCUCCAUCGCAUCAUAUGCCAUGGGAGAGUGGAGCCUUGGACAGGUGUACUGUGAAAUCAACGGCUUUAGCAACACCUUCUUCGCUAUUUCUUCUAUCUUGACUUUAAGUGUAAUCAGUGUUGAACGUUAUUACUCCAUUGCUCACCCGAUGGCCUAUGCAGUAAAGAUGACCAUGAAUCGGUCGAUCCUUCUGAUUGUGUACAUCUGGCUACAAUCCGCUGUACUCUCGGUCCCACCCCUGGUCGGGCUCAACUCCUAUAACUUCAAUGCCAACAGAGGACACUGCACGUUUGUCUGGGAAAAAUCUAUUACACAUGUGAUCUAUGUGGUUAUGCUGGCGUUAUUGUGUUUCAUUAUCCCCGGUUUAAUAGUCGUUGUGACUUACAUCAAUGUGUUUCAGAUAGCUAGAGAAGCGGCACGUCAGGUGUGCCCUACACCGUCAGUUGAGAACUACGGUUCGACAACCCGCAGGGACGUGCCCACAGUCAGCCAAGCAAGGGGAGGAGCUGGAAGGGCCGAUGGUGGAUCCAAAUCAACUGACAAAGGGGACGUUACCCCUACGUCACCCGGGAAGAGCUGCUUCUCAAUCAAAAGAUUCGCGAGGAGGAAAUCAAAGCAUUCGGAAUCACCGUCGCAGAGUGGAGAUCUGAAAGCCGCAAAGACCAUCCUCUUGAUCGUGGGCGCGUUCUUUUUGCUCUGGACGCCGUACUUCGUCCUGCAUGUGUUUGGUGUGAUCCAUGGUGCCUUUCAUCGACAGGAUGCAUGGGAGCGAGUCACUACAUGGUUUGCCUACUCUUCUUGCGUGGUCAAUCCCAUCCUCUACGGCAUGCUCAAUCGCCACAUCCGCGAGGAGCUAUCCCGAAUAUGGGAGGUCUGCAAGAAUUUCAUCCUGCGGAAAAAACCGCAGGACGAGGAUGACUUCCCAGGGGGUAAUGAGGAUUUCUUCCAGUUUCUAGAAAGAACCACCACAACUACUACCACCGGGAGCUCUCGGACUACGGGAGCCAAGAUAGCAGAGCUGGAAGCACAUAGGAUUCCGGGACAGAUCGACGAAAUUUCCGAAGGCUAGAGAAUCGAAUGAACCAUUUCAAGCUAUUACGUAAUAUCAUGAUAUAUGCUAUUUGUAAUGCAUUUUCGUUAGUGUAGCAUAAGUUUUUUUAUUCAAAGCUCUGUUUUAAUCUGUGUAUGCUUGUUUGCUCUUGUAAUCUUAUAUGUCACAUUCCGAUGGAAAUGCUGAAGAAACCGGUGCAAUCAUUUUGUUUCUUGAAAUCAUAUCUGAUUGAAGUUGUUCCACACCGAAAUCUUUUUAUUCAUUUGUAAUUUAGAUGAUUUAAGUCGUUGCUUAUCGAAAGGGAAAAUAUGCGUCUGUACCUAGACUAGGAUAGGAUCUAUCCAGAUUGAAAAUAUCCUAAUUUUUUAAAAUUAGAUAUGCCUUCGGCGUGAAAUUUCUUUUUUGCUAAGAAUCACAGGCUGAUUUAUGAUGCCGUAUGGACAGUAAUAUUCGUGCUCCAAAUCAAGGCAUGACCAGAGAGAGAACAAAAUUGUUGCACAUGAGUUAAAGACCAUAUCCGAACUGAAAAAUUAAAUGAAUGAAUUAUACAGUGCGUCCCAGAAAAAAUGAA